Morus notabilis is the source of this 2789-nucleotide messenger RNA. RefSeq names its product pyrophosphate-energized vacuolar membrane proton pump 1. Gene Ontology annotation, cellular component: membrane. The transcript has 7 exons. Lineage: Eukaryota; Viridiplantae; Streptophyta; Magnoliopsida; Rosales; Moraceae. Gene Ontology annotation, biological process: proton transmembrane transport. Gene Ontology annotation, molecular function: diphosphate hydrolysis-driven proton transmembrane transporter activity; inorganic diphosphate phosphatase activity. The annotation marks the transcript as partial. The record is from RefSeq and is a predicted model, not a curated record.
GGGCAACUUCUUUUCUGUUCACUGAGUAUAGAUAUCUCAGUAUCUUCAUGGGAGUUUUCGGAGUGAUUAUCUUCCUCUUCCUUGGCUCGGUUAAGGGUUUCAGUACCAAAAGUGAGCCCUGCACUUACAACAUUGGGAACACUUGUAAACCAGCCUUAGCCAAUGCCAUCUUCACUACCAUUGCCUUCUUGCUUGGUGCUUUAACAUCUGUCCUUUCGGGUUUUCUUGGUAUGAAAAUCGCAACUUAUGCCAAUGCUAGAACGACCCUUGAAGCAAGGAAGAGUGUUGGGAAGGCCUUCGUUACUGCUUUCAGGUCAGGAGCUGUGAUGGGUUUUCUCCUUGCUGCCAAUGGACUUUUAGUACUCUAUGUCUCCAUCAAUUUGUUUAAGUUGUACUAUGGUGAUGACUGGGAAGGACUAUACGAAUCGAUUACCGGGUAUGGACUUGGAGGCUCUUCAAUGGCGCUCUUUGGAAGAGUUGGUGGAGGGAUAUACACAAAAGCAGCUGAUGUUGGUGCUGAUCUUGUUGGCAAAGUUGAAAAAAAUAUCCCCGAAGAUGAUCCACGAAACCCAGCUGUUAUAGCAGACAAUGUGGGGGACAAUGUAGGAGACAUUGCAGGGAUGGGGUCUGACCUGUUCGGAUCCUACGCUGAGGCAUCCUGCGCAGCACUCUUUGUUGCCUCCAUUUCAUCCUUUGGCACACACCAUGACUACACAGCCAUGUCCUACCCUCUGAUCAUAAGCUCAAUGGGGAUUGUGGUUUGCUUGAUAACAACUCUUUUCGCGACCGAUCUCUUCGAAAUCAAGAGCAUAAGCAAGAUUGAAUCGACCUUGAAGCGGCAACUUCUCAUCUCAACAAUAUUGAUGACAGCCGGGAUUGCCAUUGUCACCUACUUUGCUUUGCCAUCAGAAUUCACUCUUUUCGACUUUGGAACUGCCAAAAUUGUCAAGAACUGGCAUCUUUUCUCUUGUGUUGCAAUUGGAUUAUGGGCUGGACUUGCAAUUGGAUACAUAACAGAGUAUUAUACUAGCAAUGCUUACAGUCCAGUGCAAGAUGUGGCAGACUCCUGCAGGACUGGUGCCUCGACAAAUGUCAUCUUCGGCUUGGCCCUCGGAUACAAAUCCGUCAUCAUCCCCAUAUUUGCCAUUGCAGUUGCCAUUUAUGUGAGCUUUAGCUUGGCUGCAAUGUAUGGAAUUGCUGUGGCUGCUUUAGGAAUGCUUAGCACCAUUGCCACCAGUCUUGCAAUCGACGCUUAUGGCCCUAUAGGCGACAAUGCUGGUGGAAUCGCAGAAAUGGCUGGAAUGAGCCGCGAAGUACGCGAGAGAACAGAUGCUUUAGAUGCUGCUGGAAACACCACUGCUGCCAUUGGCAAGGGAUUUGCUAUUGGAUCAGCUGCACUUGUUUCUCUUGCUUUAUUUGGUGCCUAUGUGAGCAGAGCUGGCAUAAAGGCUGUAGAUGUCUUGACCCCUAAAGUCUUCAUUGGUUUGAUUGUUGGGGCCAUGCUUCCCUACUGGUUUUCUGCCAUGACAAUGAAGAGUGUGGGAAGUGCAUCUCUCAAGAUGGUUGAGGAAGUUCGACGGCAAUUCAAUUCCAUUCCAGGGCUAUUAGAAGGUAGAGCCAGACCAGACUAUGCAAGCUGUGUUAAGAUUUCUACUGAUGCCUCACUCAGGGAGAUGAUCCCACCUGGUGCAUUGGUUAUGCUUACGCCUCUCAUUGCCGGAACUUUCUUUGGAGUCGCAACUCUUGCCGGCAUUCUGGCUGGUUCACUAGUUUCUGGCGUCCAGAUUGCUAUCUCAGCUUCAAACACUGGUGGGGCAUGGGAUAAUGCAAAGAAAUACAUAGAGGCAGGAGUUUCUGAGCAUGCAAAAUCACUUGGUCCUAAAGGGUCAGAUGCCCACAAGGCCGCUGUUAUUGGUGACACAAUUGGUGAUCCUCUUAAGGACACUUCUGGUCCUUCACUCAAUAUCCUCAUUAAGCUCAUGGCAGUAGAGUCCUUGGUGUUUGCUCCUUUCUUCGCCACUCACGGAGGUCUAAUCUUCAAACUACUUUGAGUAAAAGUAAAAUAUUUUUAGAGCUUUUCUACGGUCGCUCCGGUAGAUCCUUCUAGUGUAACAUAUAGAUAUGAAAAGUAUAACAUAACAGUCAUUAAAUGUAACGUUAAUAUUAGAGAGGUGUAACAUCAAGAAAUUUAGUUAUCUAAAAAUUAUGUUAUACCUCUCUAAUAUUAAUGGUUCAACGACUGUCAUGUUACGUUUUUUAUAUUUACAUAUUAUGUUGGAGGAACUCUCACCAAAUGGACUGUGAAAAAAACUAAUAUUUUUAUUAGUUUAAUAUGUCUUUCAACUCGGCUAUAUAGUGAUCUCAGAUGGAGCUAUAAUUUUGCUUUGUAGUUUGUACUAUAUUGUUAGUUAUAUCAAGAUGUAAAGAUAAAACCUAAUAAGUAUCUUUCCUACUUUCCACUUUUACAAUGUAAUAAAUAAUGUGCAAUGUAUCUUGUACCGUAUAUGUUUACUUCUACUACACUUCUUUAUGAUGUACAACAUGUGUGUUGAUUGACAUAAUGAGUUUGACACCACUCCUCUGGGUGUUGUCAUUCCUUUUCUUCCCCUAGCAUAUGGCUGGUGCGACAAUCAUGAUGUUGUGGACUUUGAGAACUUUGUCUAUUUCAAUGCAACCAUAGGUCUCAUUAUUCUCAAAAAAGAAAUAAAUACAAAUAAUAGUAUCACCUCAAGUAACAAGCAAGAAAUUUUAGAAGGUCAGCUAGGUGGUAACUCUAUCCUAAUCCACAU